Messenger RNA from Cornus florida, 691 nucleotides. RefSeq lists its product as uncharacterized. NCBI's taxonomy places the organism in Eukaryota, Viridiplantae, Streptophyta, Magnoliopsida, Cornales, Cornaceae. The record is from RefSeq and is a predicted model, not a curated record. The transcript has 3 exons. The coding region runs from base 92 to 439 and encodes 115 amino acids.
AAAUCUCAAACAUAGUACACUACAACUAAUUCCUCUUCCUCUGUUGAUCGAGUUCUUGUUUUGAACCACAUAACUAGAAAAGCAAAUUAAAAUGAUAAGCAAAGCUUCUUCUAUCAAUUAUGAAAAAAAAAAAGCUUCUUCUAUCAGAUGCUGCUUGUUCAUAAUUUGGAUUCUCAUGGUUUCAUCUGUAUUCUAUGGCAACCACGGACGUAGUAAAAUUGGUGCAGGUAAAAAUGGGAAAGCUCACGCCAAAUCUGCUCUGCCAAUUGGACCACGUGUACCUACCACUCCCAAACCUACCACUCCCAAAUCUGUCACUGAUGAAGCAAACAAUGCGGCAACAGUAUUCGACUGUGGUCAUGGGAAGUACGCUUCUUGCAUGCCUUCAGGCGAUAGAAAUUGUAAACCGUAUAGGCGUUGCAGAGCCGGACGAAACUGAAACAAGCAAAGCCACUAUAUAGUACUUCCACCAGGAGUGAUAUAUAUAUAUAUAUAUAUAUAUAUAUAUAUAUAUAUAUAGAUCAGAUCUUAAGAAAGUGAGGGACUUAUGUGUUGCUUCAUCUGUCCAAAACUAAAUUGUAAUUGUUAUAUCUUUUUGAAAUAUAUAAUUGUUAUAUCUUUUAAGAAGGGGCCGGAAAUGCAAUUGUAAUUGUUAUAUCGUUUUGAAAUAUUUAGAGUAACAUUUUCUGUA